CCACACUCUUUCGCCUCUCACACUCCCAUUUUCAGCUCUCAAUCAAGGCAAAAUGCAGAAGCUAGAAGCAACGGCGGAAUCAGUCCAAUGCUUCGGGAGGAAGAAGACAGCAGUGGCGGUGACUCACUGCAAGCGCGGACGCGGUCUGAUCAAGAUUAACGGUGUCCCAAUCGAGUUGGUCCAGCCCGAAAUCCUUCGCUACAAGGCCUUUGAACCAAUCCUUCUCUUGGGCCGUCACCGUUUUGCUGGUGUCGACAUGCGCAUCCGUGUCAAAGGAGGAGGUCACACUUCUCAGAUUUACGCUAUCCGUCAGUCCAUAGCUAAAGCACUUGUUGCUUUUUACCAGAAGUACGUUGAUGAGCAGUCGAAGAAGGAAAUUAAGGAUAUUUUGGUCAGGUAUGAUAGGACUUUGCUUGUUGCUGAUCCUAGGCGCUGUGAGCCUAAGAAAUUUGGAGGUCGUGGUGCUCGUGCUAGGUUCCAGAAAUCCUACCGUUAAUUUGAUUUUCAAGCUUCAGUACUUUGAUGCUUACCUCCUUUACGGUAAUAUUAAAUUAAUGUUUUGGAUUAGUACUUUUUGUGUUGUUUAAAGACAGCUUUUGCUGGGAGGUUACUGAUUAAUUUUGCAUGUUUGAGUUAAGGCGUUACUGUUUUUGCUGAAUAUCUUA
Messenger RNA from Nicotiana tabacum (common tobacco), 665 nucleotides. RefSeq names its product small ribosomal subunit protein uS9. The record is from RefSeq and is a predicted model, not a curated record. Gene Ontology annotation, biological process: translation; maturation of SSU-rRNA from tricistronic rRNA transcript (SSU-rRNA, 5.8S rRNA, LSU-rRNA). Gene Ontology annotation, molecular function: RNA binding; structural constituent of ribosome. Lineage: Eukaryota; Viridiplantae; Streptophyta; Magnoliopsida; Solanales; Solanaceae. Gene Ontology annotation, cellular component: cytosolic small ribosomal subunit; ribosome.